GCAUCUAAUCGCUUCCUGCCAGUGGCCCAGCGUUACUCAACUUCCUACCUUCUGCACAGCCUGCACAGCCCCAGCCCCAGGACUGCAGACAGCGCUGAGAGGAACAAGCUCUGGUCUACCUCCAACCACAGCUCCCGGUCCCAUGGCGUCCCCCUUCCCCACCAGGAGCUGGGGGCAGCUUUCCGGCAACGCCACCUCACCCGUGGCCAACAACAGCACCACGCCCACCUCCAACGUCCUCGCCCAGAUCUCGGUGGCCAUCUUCGUGGUCUCCUCCCUGCUGGGCAUGGCAGGCAACGGGCUGGUGAUCUGGGUCACCUGCUUCCGCAUGCGCCGGACGAUCAACUCGAUCUGGUUCCUGAGCCUGGCGCUGGCCGACCUGCUCUACUCCCUGCUGCUGCCUUUCUACGCCGCCAAGACCGCCGCGGGCAAUCAGUGGGCCUUCGGCAACUUCCUCUGCAAAGCCGUCAACUCCCUCCUCUUCCUCAGCAUGUUCGCCAGCGUCUUCCAGCUGACGCUCAUCUCGGCCGAUCGCUGCCUGCUGGUGGCCCGGCCCGUCUGGGCCCAGCGGUUCCGCACCCCGCGCUUGGCCUGGGGGGCGGCCGCCGUGGCGUGGCUGCUGGCCGGGGCUUUCUCGGCCCCCUACCUGGUCUUCCGGCAGGUGACCUGCCGGGGCGAGCGCUGCUUCUGCAUCAACAAUUUCGGGGAUGAGGCGACGAGGGUGGUGCGGCAGCAGGCCCUGAUCGUGGUGCGGUUCGUGGCCGGCUUUCUGGCGCCGCUGCUGGUCAUCACGGCCUGCCACGUGGUCGUGAUGCUGCGGGCCGGGCACCGGGGCCGCCGGCCCAACCGUACGGCCAAGGUGGUAGCUGCCGUGGUGUUGAGUUUCUUCCUCUGCUGGCUGCCCUACCACGUCUUCAACUUCCUGCACAGGUCGCCGAGAAACCGUGCGGCCUUCCAGGUGGGCUCCUCCCUGGCCUUCAGCCUCACCUGCCUGGGCUGCUUCCUCAACCCCCUGCUCUACGCCUUCCUGGGCCGCCGCUUCCAGGAGGGGCUGCGGGGCAGCAGCCGCGCCCGCUGGCUGGAGGCCGCCAUGGCCGAAGACUCGCUGGGCUCCGGCAGCGGGCGCCGGAGCAACCGCUCGCUGGGCUCCACCACCUCCUCUGAGCUGCGGAUGAUGCAGCCGUGA
Messenger RNA from Terrapene triunguis (Three-toed box turtle), 1186 nucleotides. Its product is annotated as chemokine-like receptor 1. The transcript is spliced from 2 exons. Gene Ontology annotation, cellular component: plasma membrane. Gene Ontology annotation, molecular function: complement receptor activity; G protein-coupled receptor activity. NCBI's taxonomy places the organism in Eukaryota, Metazoa, Chordata, Testudines, Emydidae. Gene Ontology annotation, biological process: inflammatory response; complement receptor mediated signaling pathway; phospholipase C-activating G protein-coupled receptor signaling pathway. Bases 143 to 1186 code for a protein of 347 amino acids. The record is from RefSeq and is a predicted model, not a curated record.